ACGCGCCCCACUCGCUGCGGGUGCGCGAGCAGCGCGCUCCCGCCGCCCGCGUCGCCAUCUUUUCCCCCUCCGUCUGUCUGUCUGCUUUUGGCUUUGUCCGUCUGCAGCGCCGCCCCUCGGCUCCCCGCCACCAGCUCGGCCCGGAGCUGCCCUCUGCCAGCCGGGGCCCAGUCCAGGAGAGCCCCGGCCCGGCCGGCCCGAGCUGCGGCCCAGGGCCCAUUGUCCGGGGGUCCGUCUGUCCGGAGGCGGGGCCCAGGGACCCGGAGCGCCGCGGAGCGCCAAGGCGCCGGAUACAGAUACCGGGGAUUCAGGCGAGUUUACUUUGCUCCGUGGGAACUGCACCAGAGCUGGAGGUCUGAAAAAGAACUGUGUUUGAUAUGCAGAUAUGAUAGAAGACUGCCUGAAAGCUGCUUCCUUUGCCACUUCCUGUGGAGGCCUGUCUUUGCCAUUUGCGGUUUCUUUCUUCUUUUGGUAAGGGGAGGCAGGAUCUGAUUACAGGUCUGAGGUCCUUUCUAGCUACAUAGAGGAGUUAGUUGGCAUAAGAGGAGGUGAGUCUUCACUAACUGGAGUGCAAAGUGUAGAUGAUAGUAAGUAGCCUCUCAUAAUGCCUCUUAAGGCAAUAAACUACAAUUUUGUAUUUGCUUAUUAGUGUGAGUACAAUUUGAGAAGGCAGGAACUGAAAGAAAAGUUAGAGGGUGACCAGAUCCACGUUCUCAUCUUUGGUAGGAAAGAGAAUAUCUCCUUUUAAUCUAUGUUGUUUAUUCACUCUGUCUUUCAAAGAAAAUUCACAGCUUCCACUACUAAUCCAUUUUGGACUCUCUAACAACACUUAAUGCUGGGAAAGCCUUUCUUAUAACUAACCAGGAACCUCUAGGCUUAAGUAUCUGUUCUCUCCUAUUUCAGGGAAGCAGGUGCAUGUCUCUGCAGCACUUCUCAUUUGGGGACCUUUUCUCUUUGUUCUUCCCACUCUUUGCUACAAGAGGCUGGAUUGAGAAGAGGCACUAAAGUUACUAACUUUGACCACCACUCAGGAGCAUGUGAGCAGGGUCAGGUUGAUGUUCCACAUUGAGGUAUUGAAUUAGUACCCAACAAUGUGUAUGGCACCUGGCUCUUCUGGUAAAAGCCCAUCUUCAACAGGAAGUCUGAUUUGCUUUAGUGCCCUGUCAUCCACAGUGCGUAGCACUGUGCCUGCAUCCCUAGGUAGAGGCUCUAUUUCCCAUGUUUCAUUUACAGAUGCCCAGAAGUUUUGAGAUAUUUCUUGUCUCACAGGGAUGUGGUGCCUUCGUCACCUCUAGGAGAGAUAACUUCUUGAAAAAAACAUCUGGAGGUUCUCAUUGGUGCAGAUUGCAGGGCUUGACUUCCAGAGGACAUGUGACAUAUGAGCUGCCACCCUGUUUAGCUUCCUUUGCUUCCUUUUACAAUUCAUGAGGGUUAUCCCUUUGAGCCUAUGGUGCUUCUAACGCUGGUUGCCUGAGUUUUUUUGCUUCCUUUUCUACCCUCUCAGCUUGAUCAUGAACACUUAACAGUAUUAUGGAUUCCAGAGUUGGAUUUAGAGUGGAAUUCUCUAAAUCCUUUGGAAUUCUCUCUGAAACUUCUUGGGACCUUAAAGUGUGCUAGAGAUUUAUUCAUUUCUUUCUUUCUUUAAGAAGUUCAAUGAUUUAUAACUGGUCAGCAUCUUGCAAGGAGGUAGUAACAUCCAGUUGUGAAACUGGGAAAAGCCAGAGCUCUUGGAUCAGGGAAACAUGUCCCGUCGGAAACAGACAAAUCCAAAUAAAGUUCACUGGGAUCAAGUAUUUGCUGGGCUAGAAGAGCAAGCCCGCCAGGCGAUGAUGAAAACUGAUUUUCCUGGAGACCUUGGCAGUCAGCGACAAGCUAUCCAACAACUAAGAGAUCAGGACUCCAGUAGCAGUGACAGUGAGGGUGAUGAAGAGGAGACCACACAAGAUGAAGUCUCUUCCCAUACAUCAGAGGAAGACGGAGGGGUGGUCAAAGUGGAAAAAGAGUUAGAAAAUGCAGAACAGCCUGUUGGUGGGAACAGUGUGGUAGAGCAUGAGGUCACAGAGAAUUUGAAUUCCGACCCCUUACUUGGACUCUGCCAGUGUCCCCUCUGCCAGCUGGACUGUGGGAGUCGGGGGCAGCUAAUUGCGCAUGUGUACCAGCACACUGCAGCAGUGGUGAGCGCCAAGAGCUACAUGUGUCCUGUCUGUGGCCGGGCCCUUAGCUCCCCCGGGUCAUUGGGUCGCCACCUCUUAAUCCACUCGGAGGACCAGCGGUCUAACUGUGCUGUGUGUGGAGCCCGUUUUACUAGCCAUGCCACGUUUAACAGUGAGAAACUUCCUGAAGUCCUUAAUAUGGAAUCCCUACCACCAGCCCACAGUGAGGGCCCCUCCAGUGCUGAGGGGAAGGACAUUGCCUUUAGUCCUCCAGUGUACCCUGCUGGAAUUCUGCUUGUGUGCAACAACUGUGCUGCCUACCGGAAACUGCUAGAAGCCCAGACCCCCAGUGUACGCAAGUGGGCCCUGCGUCGACAGAACGAGCCUUUGGAAGUCCGGCUGCAGCGGCUGGAACGAGAGCGCACAGCCAAGAAGAGCCGGCGGGACAAUGAGACCCCCGAGGAGCGGGAGGUAAGGCGCAUGAGGGACCGAGAAGCCAAGCGCCUGCAGCGCAUGCAGGAGACAGACGAGCAGCGGGCACGCCGGCUGCAGCGAGAUCGGGAGGCCAUGAGGCUGAAGCGGGCCAAUGAAACCCCGGAGAAGCGGCAGGCCCGGCUCAUCCGGGAGCGGGAGGCCAAGCGGCUCAAGAGGAGGCUGGAGAAAAUGGACAUGAUGUUGCGAGCUCAGUUUGGCCAGGACCCUUCUGCCAUGGCAGCCUUAGCAGCCGAAAUGAACUUCUUCCAGCUACCUGUGAGUGGGGUGGAGUUGGACAGCCAGCUCCUGGGCAAGAUGGCCUUUGAAGAGCAGAACAGCAGCUCUCUGCACUGAACCACACCCUCCUGCCUGCCUUCCCACUCAGCCGUCCCCAGGGUCCUGUCCUUGCUGCUGGAGGCAGGCCCGAGUUUGUUGCAGGUGGACCUGUGUACCCCUUGCAUAUGGGAGCAGGAUGAUGGGGUCAGGAGGGACCCAGCUCAAGGCAGCUCUGGAUGAGGGAGCAGGCACUCCAGACACCUUGACUCCCCAGCCCACUGCUGCAGGGCAUGAGCAUAGGACUCUGGGGCCCUAGUGUGGCCCACACCCACCCCACGGAGUUGUGAGGGCUAAUAAAUUAAUUUUAUCUUUACUGGC
Molecule: messenger RNA, 3281 nt
Organism: Globicephala melas (long-finned pilot whale)
Lineage: Eukaryota; Metazoa; Chordata; Mammalia; Artiodactyla; Delphinidae
Gene: ZNF821
Product: zinc finger protein 821
Biological process (GO): regulation of transcription by RNA polymerase II
Cellular component (GO): nucleus
Molecular function (GO): RNA polymerase II transcription regulatory region sequence-specific DNA binding; DNA-binding transcription factor activity, RNA polymerase II-specific
Source: RefSeq, a predicted model, not a curated record